Molecule: messenger RNA, 718 nt
Organism: Arachis stenosperma
Lineage: Eukaryota; Viridiplantae; Streptophyta; Magnoliopsida; Fabales; Fabaceae
Product: RING-H2 finger protein ATL56-like
Exons: 2
Coding region: 155-679 (174 amino acids)
Source: RefSeq, a predicted model, not a curated record
GUGCUACCGCAGCUUGAUUUAGAAUUUUAGAAUACAGUUUUUCGUCUCCUUUGUUUUCUCUCUUAUCUCUGACUCUGUUUUCUCUCUGCGUUCGUUCGUUCAUUCAUUCAUUCAUCUUCUCUUUCGCUUCUCUUCUCACAUUGAAACAUCAACCAUGCCUCCUCAGCGUGAUUCCCUACCCAAACCCAACCCUAAUAUCUUAUCCUUCUUCCUCAAACCAAUCAUCAUGCUUCUCCUUACCGCCCUCUUCUUCCUCUUCCUUGGCUUCGCCGCUUUCAUCCUCCUUCACCUCUUCGUCAUCGGCGGCGCCCUCCACCGCCUCCGCUCCCGCCCCGACUCCUCCUCCUCCCUCCACCCUUCCCCUUCCGACGUCCUAUCCCCGCGCCACCUCAGCAAGCUCCCCCACUUCCGCGUCUCCAGAGGAUCCCCAUACCCUGCCCCCGAUUCCCGCUGCGUCGUCUGCCUCGACGGCUUCCGCAACGGCCAGUGGUGCAGGAACCUCGCCGGUUGCGGCCACGUCUUUCAUCGGAGGUGCGUCGACACGUGGCUCGUCAAGGUCGCCGCUUGCCCCACAUGCCGGACACCUGUUCGAUUAAAUGCCGCUGUAAAAAGAGACGAUCACGCUCGCCAAUUAUGGACCUGUGCUACAGCUGACUCCAACGCUCUUCCCACUUCAUAGUUUUUAUUCGUAUAUGAAUUCCGGCGGUGUUAUCUUUUA